UCCGUUAGUCAAGGUGGAGGAUGGGAGCAGAAUGGAAUUGUCCCAGCUCCUCAAUGAGAUCAGGGCAACUUAUGAAAUGCUCAUCACCAGAAAUCAGAUAGAGACCAUCCUCUCAACAAGAACCCAGACCCGAAUUCAAGAAUUUUUCCCUCAGUAAGAGCUGAUGUCAUAACAAGAACCUAUGGUAAAGCAGUAAAGUGCGCGAAGGAAAAUGUUCUGCUUCAGGUGCUUGUGAUGUCACCAAUGCUUGCAGGCAAAACUCAGAAAUGUGAAAGGAACCCUAAUUAUCAUUAUCAUAAUAAACACUACCUAGAAGAAGCUACAAGUGAAAAAAUGGACAAAGAUGAAGAAGAUUUAAAGGCAGCCAGAGCAGAGCUCAGUGAAGCCAGGCGACAGUGGCAUCGUAUGCAAAUUGAAAUUGAAUCUCUCCAGGCUGUGGAAAGAGGAUUGGAAAGUUGUCUGCAUGCCACUGAGCAGCAGUACCAGCUGCAACUGCAGAAUUUAAAAACUGAGAUUGAAGGUUUAGAGAAGGAGCUACAGCAAGUGAGGAGAGGUAUUGAGGAACAGCUUCAGGAGCAUGAAAUACUACUGAACACUAAGAUGAGGCUGGAACAGGAGAUAGCAACAUAUCGCAGUUUGCUGGAGAAAGAGGAAAACAGGUUUCAUUGUUCUACACAUGAUAGAAAAGAUGACAGAAAACCUACCACCAGCAAGAUAGCUUUUAUCCCACCUUCAACUGGUGCCAUAAAGAAGCAUGAAGAUGAAAAGGUGGAAAAAUUGACAAAGCAAGCAAUCUUAAAUGGAAGCUUUGUGAAGGAAAGUGCUGAAGCUCAUGGCACUAUACAGACAGAAAAAGUGGAUGAAGUUAUUAAAGAAUGGGAAGGAUCUUUCUUUAAGGACAAUCCUCAUUUAAGGAAAAAAUCUGUUUCUUUGCGCUUUGAUCUCCACCUAGCAGCAACAGAUGAUGGAUGUUUACAGACUAAACAGAAUAACCCACCUGACAUUGAAGUCAGGCUGGUAAUGAGGAGAUCUUGCAGUAUUCCAUCUAUCAAACCUUAACCUGCAGCAAACUAACUCAUGGGUCAUUUAUGAUGGGCUUUGGAAAUAAACAACAUUAGGACAGAUGUAGAUGGACCACAUGGCUUCCCCUCAUCUUGUCACAACUAUGAAAUGUUACUAAGUAUAUGCUUUAAUAAAUAUAUGAAUAAUGUGAGAUUGUCUUAAAUGAAAGACAGCUGGGUAUAGGUGUUAUAUUUCAAGAAACCUAACUCCGAUUAGUUCUUUACUCUUUGUUCAUUAAUUUUCUCAUUUGUUUUUUCCAAAACCUUGGUUUGCUUUGUAGAAUUUCGUCAAAUAUUUAAGAAUUGAACUAUACCUUUAUACCUUUAUGUUACUUUUGUAACAAAGAAUCUGUUUUCUCUUUUCAGUUAAUGAAAACUGAACAUUUUAUUUCCUUAUUCUUCAAUAUAACAGUCAUUAUGUAUCCUUAUAUCACUUAUAACACAAAAGUAUCAUACUGGAUGGUACACAUCUAAAACCAUUUCUUUUAACUGACAAAAGGUAAAUGCAUAAAAACUCUUAAAGUAUGUAAACUAUUACAAAUAAUUACAAAUAAAUUUUCCUUUAAAAGGAAAUGGCUAAUUUUUUUUAAUUUGAGAAAGUAACCCAUCUAAAAUAGUGUUUUCUCCAGUGCAUCCAUACACAUAUUCCUUAAAACCGGUUUUACAAGGAAAUAAUAUUGAGAGAUAUCAUGCCAUUGAUUUUUAAGGAGAAUUCUCCAUUAAAAUCAAUUCAGGGUUUUACUUUAAAACUGAAGUUAUGAUAUAGGCCAUUGAGGUUACUACAUGUAUAGGUUUCCCUCUCUGAGUUCUAGUGAAAUAUAAAGGGUGAAAUCCGACUGCUCUGUAGUCAAUAGAAGAUUUGCAACUGACUUCACUGAGGCCAGGAUUUCAGCUGAUGUGAAAUACAAAAUACUAGACCUAGUCCCACAAGCCCUCCAUGCAUGAUAUUUCAUGACUUCAGUGGAAGUUCCACACAUAGAAGUCUUGUAGGAUCAGCUCCAUUGUGUUACUAGAAAGACAGGUAAGGAACCUGUUUCUAUGCUUAUUUCAUUUAAAUUAAUAUGAUUAAAAGCAGCAUUUUUCUUCUGCAUAGUAAACUUUCAAAGCUGCAUUAAAUCAAUGUUUAGUUGUAAGUUUUUGAAAGAACAGACAUAAUGUUUUGUUCCGAGUUACGAACAUCCCCCAUUCCUGAGGUGUUCGUAACUCUGAGGUUCUACUGUAUUGGCAUUAUAUAAAUAUAAACUGAAAAAUCCUAGAACUGCUUCUCCCUCCUGGUUAAUAUAUCUGUAUUAUCAUCUGAGCAAUAAGUAUAAUAGUUCCUUGAAGCUGUUAAAAAUUUAGCCAUCCCACAAUUUUGAAAACAGUUAUUUCCAUACAUUUCCAGAUGUUACGGUAAGUGUUUAAUUAAAGUAAUUUGUAUAAAAUCCUCUUUAAAAAGUAAUUUAUGUUAUUGUCUUACAGUAUAUGGCACAUCAUUAUUAUACCUGGGCUUAUUUACUGUAUAUUUAAUUAAAUUAACCAAAUAAGGACUACAAAUUUAAAUAAAAAAAUGUUACUAUACCUUUUAUGGUAUCUUCCACUGCUAAUUCAAAGCCGUGUGGGCCAACCUCAGCUACAUUAGAUAGCUUUCUUUCCACAGGAAAAUAGAAAUACGAACUUAUACAAACAUUUUCUUACUAUACUGUGAAACUAGGUUUAAACAACAUAUAUGUUUAGGUAAGCAUAACAGUUUACUUAUAAAGAAUAUCUAAGGUAUUGACCUUCCAAACUCUAAUUGAAGUUCAUAGGAGCUGCAAGCAUUCAGUAUCUCU
Messenger RNA from Dermochelys coriacea (leatherback sea turtle), 2872 nucleotides. It is a transcript of the gene KRT222, whose product is annotated as keratin 222. The record is from RefSeq and is a predicted model, not a curated record. Bases 235 to 1059 code for a protein of 274 amino acids. The transcript has 7 exons. NCBI's taxonomy places the organism in Eukaryota, Metazoa, Chordata, Testudines, Dermochelyidae.